Molecule: messenger RNA, 2091 nt
Organism: Eucalyptus grandis
Lineage: Eukaryota; Viridiplantae; Streptophyta; Magnoliopsida; Myrtales; Myrtaceae
Product: cyclic nucleotide-gated ion channel 2
Exons: 8
Coding region: 1-2091 (696 amino acids)
Source: RefSeq, a predicted model, not a curated record
AUGCCGUAUCAUCCCAACUCAGGCUUCUCCCUCCCAAGGUGGAUUAGUGAAUUCUUCAAGCCCCGAAUGUCAGCCGAAAGCGCCACCGCCAUGGCAGGCUUGGCAGCAGCCGUCGAAUGCCAUGCAUGCAGCACUCAGGUGGGCGUCCCUGCCUUCCACUCCACCACCUGCGACGGUGCCCAUCACCAGCCGCGUUGGGUCGCCUUCGCCGGAUCCUCCCUCGUCCGCAUCCAGGCCUGGCCUGGCCCGGGUGAUGGAGCCUCCAGGCGCAGGCCAGCAGGGCCAUUUGGGUCCGUCCUCGACCCCCGCAGCCCGGAGGUGAAGAAAUGGAACCGGGCCUUGCUUAUGGCGCGCGGGGUCGCCCUGGCGGUGGAUCCCCUCUUCUUCUACACAAUAUCGGUGGGGACGGGAGCAUCGCCGUGCCUCUACAUGGACGGCGGGCUGGCAGCUACCCUGGCGAUAGUCCGCACGUGCGUCGACGGGGUUCACGUCCUCCACAUGUGGCUGCAACUGAGGUUGGCGUACGUGUCAAGGGAGUCCAUGGUGAUUGGGUGCGGGAAGCUCGUGUGGGACGCACGUGCCAUCGCGUCCCACUACGCGCGGUCGCUCGAGGGGCUCUUGUUCGACGUGUUUGUAGUGCUUCCUGUUCCUCAGAUCAUUUUAUGGUUAGCAGUGCCAAAGUUGAUCAGAGAAGAGCGGGUCAAGAUGAUACCGAUUCUUUUACUGAUUUUCUUAUUCCAAUUCCUUCCCAAGGUUCACCACAGCAUUUGCUUGAUGAGAAGAAUGCGAAAGGUUACUGGAUAUGUAUUUGGCACAAUCUGGUGGGGCUUUGGCAUCAAUCUUAUCGCCUAUUUCAUUGCAUCUCAUGUUGCCGGAGGAUGCUGGUAUGUCCUUGCAACACAGCGAGUGGUGAUGUGCCUCCAGAAGCAAUGUGAUGUGAGCGCAAAAUGCAAUUUCUCUAUUUCUUGUUCCAAAGUUAUUAGUUAUCAGUUUCCAUCACCAGCUGAAUCAUUGGGGAAUCUACUGGGAGGGAACUGGUCUUCACCAUGCUUUGACAAUGAUGGUCCGUUCAACUAUGGAAUAUAUGGUGAUGCGCUUUCAGUCAUUUCCAGUGAAUCCCUCUCUGUCAGGGUCCUUUAUCCCAUAUUUUGGGGUUUACUGAACCUGAGCACCUUUGGCAAUGAGCUUGAACCAACAAGUAACUGGCUUGAGGUGAUAUUCAGCAUCUGCAUUGUCUUGAGUGGCUUACUGCUCUUUACUUUGCUUGUAGGAAAUAUCCAGAUAUUUCUUCAUGCAGUCAUGGUCAAGAAGAAAAAGAUUCUGCUGAGGUUCCGGGACAUUGAGUGGUGGAUGAGGCGAAGGCAGCUGCCAUCUCAUUUGAGGCAGAGAGUUUUCCAUUUUGAAAGCCAAAGGUUGACAAUCACAGGAGGAGAAGAUGAAAUGAAGCUAAUCGAAGACUUGCCAGACGGCCUCCGCCAUGACAUCAAGCGGCAUCUUUGCCUAGACCUAAUCAAGAAGGUACCUCUCUUCCAUGACUUGGAUGACCUCGUUCUCGACCAUAUUUGUGAUCGUGUCAAGCCCCUUAUCUUCUCCAAGGGUGAAAAAAUCAUUAGAGAGGGAGACCCUGUGCAUAGAAUAAUAUUCAUCGUCCAUGGGCUCGUAGGACGGCACCAGAGCCUUAGUAAAGGCAGAGUGGCCACAAAUGUGCUUGAGCCUGGUUGCUUCUUAGGUGAUGAGCUUCUCUCUUGGUGCCUCCGCCGACCCUUCAUGGACAGACUUCCAGCCUCAUCAGCAACGUUCUCAUGCAUGGAACACACCGAAGGGUUUGGUCUGGAUGCGAAAGAUCUCAAGUAUGUGACUGAACAUUUUCGGUACAAGUUCAUGGAGGGAGGGCUAAAGAGGAUGGCCAGAUAUUUCUCGUCAAAUUGGCGGACAUGGGCGGCUGUGAAUAUACAAUUAGCAUGGCGCCGGUACAAGAUGAGGACUAGGGGCCAAGUGAGGGUUGUGAUUGAAAAUGGAGAUGCUGAGCACAGGCUGAAGCAGUAUGCAGCUAUGUUCAUGUCCCUCAAGCCUCAUGACCACCUUGAAUAA